AAGUGCGUGUUUGCAGGAGGACGUCUCGAGCUUGCAGGGCGCUAAAGCCCGGGUGGUCAAAACUCACUCAUUUAAAUAGUAUUGCCGUAUCAAGAAUAACCACCCGCUUAACUGCUCCAUCACGAGCUACAGGGAACAGGUUGCCUGGGAAACGGCCGCAUGGCAACAGGAUCAGAGCCGGGGGGUUGUCUGCUGCUAGCUCUGCUCCCGUUUCCCAUUUCCUCACUAGAUGGUGUGCAAGCCACUGGAGAGUCGACUUCCUCCCGCGGUCAGGUUCCGAUCAAAACAAAUCUGGGAAACUACACGGAACGCCAUUUCUCGGGGUUUUCGCGGAGGAUUAUUAUAUUUUCAUCCAGAUACUUAUAUUUUUAUUUUUGAUAACGGCGCGGAUCGUGCUCCAUUCGGCGGUGAUGGACAUAAUGAUUGCAGUGCAGGAUGCGUGCGUCUCCGGUCAGUGGCUCACCGCUAUAAUUCUUAGUCUUUGCUGCUUUUUACCAUCGUGUUUGCCCGCUGGACAAACUGUGGACUAUGCGUCCAGCGAGAGCGUGGUCAGCAGACAGGGAGACACCGCGCUGCUCAGAUGCUACCUGUUGGAUGGGAUCUCAAAAGGAGCAUGGUUGAAUCGUUCCAGUAUCAUUUACGCAGGGAAUGACAAGUGGUCAGGGGAUCCUCGCGUGUCCAUCGUAUCAAAUGUGGGGGAUAAACACGAAUACAGCUUACAGAUACAGAAAGUGGAUGUAACGGACGAGGGCUUGUACACCUGCUCGAUACAGAGUGAACGCAAUCUGCGCCCAAAACUCAUUCAGUUAAUUGUAAAAGUUCCUCCCAAAAUCUAUGACAUUUCAUCGGACAUUACGGUAAACGAAGGCAGCAAUGUUUCACUCAUCUGCUCAGCCAGUGGGAAACCAGAGCCCAAAAUCUCUUGGAGACACAUCUCCCCAUCAGCCAGGAAGUACGAAAGCGGGGAGUAUUUAAAUAUCACAGGCAUCACUCGGGAUCAAGCAGGGGACUAUGAGUGCGGUGCCGAAAACGACAUUGCUUCACCCGACACCAAGACCGUGAGAGUCACAGUCAACUUUCCUCCAGCAAUCCAUGAGAUGAGAAGUCACGGGGUUCGACCCGGUCAGAUUGCCCUGCUGAGAUGUGAGGCAGCAGCUGUCCCCUCUCCAGUCUUUGAGUGGUACAAGGGAGAGAAAAGGAUUAACAUGGGCCAAGGAAUAGACAUCAAGAACCUCAGCUCCAGAUCAGUUCUCACAGUGAAGAACAUGACACAGGAUCGCUAUGGCAACUACACCUGUGUGGCCGUCAACAGGUUGGGAACAGCCAACGCCAGUGUGCCUCUGAUUCCAAUUAUUGAACCCACAACAACUAGUGCUGUCUCAAGUCCAGGAGGGUUGGAUUAUGUGUAUUCAGAAAGAAGCAAUACAUACGCACCCAACACCGCUCCGUAUGGAAGUACAGGAGGCGCUGAAGUCCUGCUGGCCUGCCGGUACCUGAUCCUGGCUCUCUCUUCUCUCGUCAGCGUUUACUAGCCCUGGGGACGGCCAUACACAAUGACUGUAAAGAACCCUUUUGAGCAUUUACAGAUCCUUUGACAUUGCUGAUGGCUGGAUCCAAUCUGGUACAGUGUGUUUGGAAAGCAGCGAGGGAUUUUAAUCAGCAUUGCUUAUGUUGGGAUGGUAAUUUUCUUCUGUGGUGUUUGUCAUCAUGUAAAUACAUACAGUUUUAGGGGGUUGGUUUUCUUUCUCUUGUCUUAUUUUCUAUUCUUUUCUUAUUUUCUUUUCCUGAUUUCCCACUUUGUGAAUCAGCACACAUUGUCCCCUUCGAACGCUCACAAAUGAGCCAAAAUCAGGCUUUGAAAAUAGCGAGGGUGUGUGGCAUUAGUGUCUUUGUUAUUGAAAAAGGAAAGACACCCUAGUGUGCCACCUUGCUCACCGUGCUGGUACAUCAUUCACACGCCCAUAAAGCGAGCAAAAUGUUUAAAUAAUACGGUUUUUGGUGAGCUCAUUUAAAUCCGGUGAACCAAGAAGCACUGUUUAAGAUUUCACAAAGGGAGAGAUAUUGAAAUUGAUAUCAAAUACAGUCAAAGGCGAAGUGCAGCUUUAGUUUAAUACGCUAAUGUGCAUGGUUUUUCCACAGAGACAGUGAAAUAUGAUUAUUCAUUUUCUGGACCAAAACUAAAGCCAUACCUCAAUGGUUUAGACCUCUGGGCUAUAGACCCCAAUUGCAUUUAACUGAAUUAUGCAGAGUACGAUCAUAAACCUUUCUAGUUAUUCUAUAAGUACGUGAAUUAGUUGUUUUACUGCAGGAAAAAUUCCUAGAUUGCACUGGAGAUUUAAAUAUGUAAACGUAUGAGAGAAAUUUGCUUCUUUGUGAGCCUAAUUGUAAAAUUAAAAUGAGCCUCAUGCAGUGGUCAAAAGGGUAUAAAACAGCAACGCAGAUUUACAGAGCUGUCCUUUUUGCCCUGGGGGGCUUUAAAAUAGGAGAAAACGGAAUAGAGAACAUUUCUGUGCUGCAUUUGAUGUUAUAUUAAAAAAGAUAUCAAAUAAAAAUAGCGCAUAAAACACAUUCUUUAGUUGGCAGCAUGCAAAAUAUUGUACCAGGCCAGUCCAAAGUAAAAAGUGGAGGGAAAGUGGGUCAUAUUUGAUGUGCACUUUGAUUAAAUGAGGAAAUUAUGAACAGUGUCUAAUGGAACUUAUCUGACGAUCAUUCAAAUCAUUAUUGGCUUUUUUUCCUUUCAUUUUAUGGAGUAUGUUUUAUGGUUGUAAUCAUUUGAACAGAUUUUUAUAAUGUAUUAACAUAUUACCUGCUUUGCUUCUGUCAGUGUGAAAUAGUUUUGAAUAGGGAAGCAGAAAAAAAAAGAAUAUGCACUUCCCUUGUGGGGACACUAUGAGACUUUCAAGUGUGGAUCCAAACAUGUGAAUGAAUAUUAUUUCAAAAUACGUAUGCAGUAUGGCAUAGUUUACAAUGUUGUCUUUCAUUUUAGAUGCCACAACUGUUGUUGAUUCUUGUCAAACGAGUAGAAGUUGGAAAAAAGAACCGUUUGUAAUCAAAUAAUCUACUUUUAACUCAGAGGGUGUGAACCAGUCAUACGGUAUAAUAGAAAACGAGUCACGUGUGUGUAUAUUCGAAGAAAGUAGAACUCAUUUUAUCUUAUUGGUAGAGCCAGUGUCUAGGUUUAGUUUAACCUCUACCCUAGUUCCCACACACUUGUUGUAUACUAAGAUGUGCAGAAAUUAUAAAUGUGCUGCAUGUCAAAUUAAUAUGUAUGUUAAGGUGGCCACUUACCAUAAAUCGAUAAUUUGAGAACAAACCAGUUUGGAGGCUGCUUUGACUUAAUGAAAUGUGUUCUGCACUACUGAACAUCACUAGACCUGUCUGUUGAGCUAUGAUGAAAUGUUCUUUUCAUGUGAAAGUCAUCACAGAAUCGUUUCUGCUCAGUGUGCAAUACUGGGUCCUUUCCUAUGGACUGCAUUUAGACUAUUUGGUUAACAAGUUUACAUUCUUUUGGUACAUUAUUUUUAAUGACAGGAAGACAUGAGAUUUUCUUUCGAAGAAUCAGUCACAGAAUCAUAUAGGCCUCACCUAUAUGUCCCUUCGCUUAUUACAGUCCCGAAAGCCUCAAAGAUCAAACCGAGGGAUGUUAAAUAUUUUAAUGGCCAUGACGGCCUGGCUCUCGCCAUUGUGAUGUAAAAAGUAACAUUGCACUUGCUUAUCAUUAUCACGAAACUCCAUAAUCGCAGAUUAGGGACACCAAUAGCUUGCAUUUCAUUUCGUGAAAUAACAUUUUGACUCCACUCUAGAAGCAAGUACUGUAUAAAAUGUGCCUUUAAAAGUAUUAAUUGAUAUGAUCUGUUGCCAUUCCAUGUCAAACGCCAUGUCUAAGCCUCACGCAUUUGCCAUUCAUAGCUAGCAUACUAGACGAAUCAGUGUUGCGCAGUAUUCAGUCCAAACUAAAAGCUGAUAAAAGGGGCAUUUUUUUUUAAAUCGUCUAGCAAUUUGAGUUGUGUAAAGAUAUAAAAGUAGCACAUGCUCUUUUAAUAAAUAUUGUGAGUCAAACCCUAACAAAGAGCUCAUUAAAGCAUCAUUAAAGCUGUGUAAGUGGAUAUCAAGAUAAAAAAAGCAGACAAGAGCAUUCAUGCAUGCAUAAUUCUGAAAGUUACAGCCUUUCAAAAGAGUCGGUAAAUAACAGGCAAAUGUGCUGCAAAUUUCUCUCUGAGCAUCUAAUGACUUGAUAAUCACAUUCCUGGACAUGCAUUAAUAUUCAAUGACGAGUUGCGAAACCUCACGUCAGGCGAGCGCUAAUUCACAGAGUUGUGACAGACAUAAGGAACCUGCGGUCAUGAAAACCCGAUAGGCCGGUGCUAUUUUGGAAAAGGUUCAAAUUACUGCAAGCAGCACGGUGUGUUGUGGCCCGAGGAGACCCCUUGGGUUCCAACACCUUCCCGGAGUCAUCGCCGUGUGGGAUGAGGUAGCAAUUUCGGUACUUUUUAAAAAACCCUACAGUACGUAUAAGAAAGACUUGGACGGUGGACGUGCAACCGCACGCGUAUGGUCCAAAAAGCCCAAACAUUUAAGAUACUUCGUCUCCUAUCUCGAGCGAAGCUGCUGGCGAGACAGAAUGAGGGUGGUAGGCGGUAUUUCAAUGAUUAAAAACCUGUCAGCUCCAUCUCUGUCUUGGCCAGACUCUUUUGAAAGUCGGUUUGAGAGUGCUGUGUGUGCGGUCAGGGGAGGUGAUUCUUCUGACCUGGCAGUUAAUAAAAUUCUUCCUGUGCCUUUGUCAGUUUCUGGAGGAUGAUUUUGUGGAGUGCUGGAGGGUGCUGCAUUAACCAGCUGUGAGCGCUCACUCUCCCAGCAGCACUCUGGCAGGGCUGACAGUAAUCUACAUAAACCUCUGUCCUUUUCAAAACGCCUGCCAGUAAUUGCAGUUUUGCAGUAUUCUAAUUGACUCCACGGAGCACCGUAAAGAACAAAAACCUAUAAUCCUUCGCGAAGCCCAUUUGGUUCGCGGCUAUUGUGUUAAACCUUCGAAUGAUACGAAACUGAUGACAAAUGAAGCGGCCGCCAUGACUGUACUUAGCCGGUAGAAACAUUCAUUGGCAAAAUAUUUGUCUGGAUAAUAAAGUAGCUGCCAAACUGAGAAUGAGUGGAUUCUAAAGCUUUUUUGUUUUGUUUUGUUUUUUUUUCCUCUCCUCGCCAUCAAGUGUUUGUCAGCCCCCUCGCUCAUUAUUUUCACUGAGCUGGAAAAUAAGUUAGCCAAGCACUGAUGCAGUGGUUUUGAUAAUGCUAAGGAUUUAGCAGAACCACCGUUUGUGUCUCAUCAGGAGAAACGUUUUACUUGAAAAGCAAGGGAUCCGUUUAGAACGCGAGUCCGGGGUUUUAUAAAAACACUGUUCUCUGUUAUUCACUGUUAUGUCUCAUUAGAUGUUGGUUGGCCUGGUAAUUGUUGCUAGCUGUCUUGAAUGGCAUGGACUAUUUGUGUUGGCACCGUUCAUAUCUUAAGCCGUUAUUUUGUGAAGUGAAAUAGGUCCACCAGUGAAACCACCCGUCUGCUACUGAGUAAUUGAGCACAGAGGACACCCGCCAGAACGAUCCAAAUUUACACUAACGCUUUUUGGAAACAUUCGGUGAGCUUUGGUUACUUUUGUAUAUACAUGUUUAUUUGAUUUCGGUACUUUUGAUUUUGUUUCGUUCAAUUUGGUGACUAAGUAAACUGGACAUUGUAACCAUAUUGGGAUGGCUGUACUUUUAUUUCCUCAACUCUUGAAGCUGAAAUUUCUGUGAUGAGAAAUUUGAAAUGGUCAUCUUUACUUACAUGUGUAUGGAGAUACUUUAGCCACCAGGGAUAUAGUUGUAUAUUUUAGGCUCUAGAUCACUGGAAUGACAUAUAUGGCUUUAAGUGGCAUUGAUAUAUAUUGAUAUUUGUCAAGAAAAAAAAAAAGAAUCAUAUACUUUAAUUACUUUAAAGCUUACAUUGUGUAUAGCACGUAUGCAAGUUCAUUUUCAUCAUGUUUGAUGUAAUUUUGUAGCAGUGGUUUGAUACUAAUAAAGUUGGAAGUUGGUGAUGGAACUGUGAAAUGUGCUUUACAUGAAAUGUUAUUCUUUUAAAAUGUACCUGAAAAAGUCAUCUGCAUAUGAUAUAAUUAAGCAAGAACACAACAUGGUGUUUUAUUGCAUUUAAAAUAAAUAUGAAUACAUUCAA
This is a messenger RNA of Labeo rohita (rohu), 6202 nucleotides long. RefSeq names its product neuronal growth regulator 1 (gene negr1). Lineage: Eukaryota; Metazoa; Chordata; Actinopteri; Cypriniformes; Cyprinidae. Gene Ontology annotation, molecular function: cell adhesion molecule binding. Gene Ontology annotation, cellular component: neuron projection; cell-cell junction. Gene Ontology annotation, biological process: cell-cell adhesion. The transcript has 9 exons. The record is from RefSeq and is a predicted model, not a curated record. The coding region runs from base 411 to 1532 and encodes 373 amino acids.